Cajanus cajan (pigeon pea) is the source of this 1380-nucleotide messenger RNA. Lineage: Eukaryota; Viridiplantae; Streptophyta; Magnoliopsida; Fabales; Fabaceae. The record is from RefSeq and is a predicted model, not a curated record.
AUGGCUUCCCAACCAUCAGAGGUCUGCAACCUGCUGAAAGAAGGAGUAAUGCAUCUUGAGUUAGAAGGAGGCAAUAGACUUCUGCCUAAGUUCAAAAUCUCUUCUGAAAAAUAUGAAGAUUUAUGCAAACCAUGGAGAAAAUGUCUAAUCAUCAAAUUGCUGGGCAAAAACAUUGGCUUUCUAACGAUGAAAGACAAAUUGCGAAAUUCUUGGAAACUUGAGGGCGAUUUUGACUUAAUUGAUAUAUCUAACGGUUUUUUCUUGGUUAAUUUUGAUGUGGUUGCAGAUAGAGAGAAAGUGAUGCUUGGUGGGCCUUGGAUGAUUUUUGAUCACUACCUAAUCGUUCGACAGUGGGACCCAGAUUUCUCAGCCUUGGAAGCAAAAGUGAACAAGACACUUGUGUGGGUCAGAUUUCCAGGUCUUGGAAUGGUCUUUUAUAAUGAAAGUGUACUCCUCACCAUUGCUUCAGCUAUUGGUAAACCGGUCAAAGUUGACAGGAACACUCUAAAUAUGAACAGAGGGAGAUUUGCUCGGGUUUGCGUAGAGAUUGACUUGGACAUCCCAGUUGUUGGAAAAUUCAACUUGAAUGAUCAUUGGUACAAAGUGGAAUAUGAGGGUCUCCACAUUAUUUGUACACACUGCGGUUGCUAUGGACACUAUGCUAGGGACUGCACCACCAAGACAAAAGAUCUAAAUGAGAAACCUGAAGCCAAGGAAUAUGAAAAUAUAGCCACUCACAAGAACACAUCUGAGGAAAAUGACAGGAACAAAGGGGAAGGAGAACACAUGAUGGAUGAUACUUCAACAGAAAUCCCUCCUGUAGAGGAAGCACAUGGAGAAUGGUUGAUCGUUACAAGGAAGAAAAGAAUACCGACAUUCGAGAAAGACAAAACAUUCCUGGAAAAAUCGAAAAAAGUUUCACAAGGCCUAAAGCCUGAAAAAAGAACCCCUCAUGUAGCCUCCACUCCAAGAUUCACAUUUAAUAGCACUAGUAAAGCCACUGAUCCCAAGGUAUUGGAAGAAAAAGAAGGAUUGAGAUAUGCCAAGAAGUGCUCAAGAACCGAGGAAAAUGUACCGUUAACUUCAAAGGUGAUAUUUACCAAAGACUCCAUAAUGGCAUUAAGGGAUAAGGCUAUACCCAAGAAUCUGGAAGUCCUGAGUUCGAGAGACAAUGCGAAGUCUAGCCUAAAUAUCGUAUCGUUGGGUGGUCCUAGAUAUCUCCUGCGCAUGGAUGAUGAAGAAGGAAAGACGGAAGAAUUUGGUAGCCCUCUAAGUUCAGAUACCAUCUCCAAUGGAUCUCAUUCUGAACCUAACAUGGAUGUAUCCUUUGCACAAGAGUUGAACUCCCAUUUGGAGGGGAAAGACUCUAUACAACACUAG